Tribolium madens (black flour beetle) is the source of this 1368-nucleotide messenger RNA. Its product is annotated as beta-1,3-galactosyltransferase 5. Gene Ontology annotation, molecular function: hexosyltransferase activity. The record is from RefSeq and is a predicted model, not a curated record. Gene Ontology annotation, cellular component: membrane. The transcript has a single exon. NCBI's taxonomy places the organism in Eukaryota, Metazoa, Arthropoda, Insecta, Coleoptera, Tenebrionidae. Bases 139 to 1263 code for a protein of 374 amino acids.
UUAUUAUGUUGGCUCUACUGCCACAUAAACAUCAAAGAACAUGUGAACAUAACCUAUAAGUUCUAUAACAGUUUCUUCUUUUUUUGUGCCAAAUUUAGUCAGUUUGGGGCUCUAGAAGUGUAAAAUUAUGACUCCAUUAUGGUUUUUGUCACCUCUUAUAUUAAACGACCUCAUCUUAUACUUAUUGGUGCCGCAUUAGCCGUAUUGUUGCUAUUUUCACUAAAUGGCAUUAAAUUAAGGCCUGACGAACUCGAACUAGGAUUGGAACCCGAUACUGAGACGGCAUGGAAGCCCCCAUCACAGUUAAUAUCCGUAAAACAUGAUGUUAGAGCAAAAAUAUUCAAUCUAACUCUGAAGUACAUUUUGACGCCAGCCCCAUGUCUCAAUUUCGAAACCCUCGCUGUGAUAAUAGUAACAUCCCAUCACAACAACGUAGAGACCCGCAGUGCCAUGCGUCGAGCCAUUCCCCGUGAAGAAUUGACAAAAUUGGGACUAAAAAGAACAUUUCUCGUGGGAGAAUCCCCCGACAAUAUUUACAUGAAUCAAGCAGCUUUGGUGGACGAAAACCACCGUUUUGGAGACAUCAUCCAAGGCAACUUCAUUGAAGACUAUCGAAAUCUAACAUUCAAGCACUUAAUGGGCCUGAAAUGGGUAAGCGAGAACUGCCAAAACACCCAAUAUGUCAUAAAAAUGGACGACGAUAUUGUUAUCAAUGUUGGCAGCACUGUCCAACUUUUACGAAAUUUGACUCUUCCAGCAGAUUCCAUUGCGGGGUAUGUUUUGCGAGACAUGACCCCUAAACGUGAUCCCUCAAACAAAUGGUACGUCACAUCGGAAGAAUAUCACUUUGCUAAAUACCCGUCGUUUGUUUCCGGUUGGUUCUACAUCACUAGAGUUGGUGUGGCCUCCAGGUUGGUACUCCUGUCGCAUUAUUUCAAGUUUUUUUGGAUUGAUGAUGUUUACGUGACCGGCAUUUUGGCAAAAAAUUUGAGACUGAGAUUAAUUGAUUUAAAGAGGUAUUUUACGGUUUUUCCGGAAUUUUUGCAAUGCUGCAUUACCGACGUAAAGAGAAAUCUAGAGUGUAACAUCUUAGUAGGGCCCAACGGAGGCGAUAGUAAUCUUUUUUUUGAAUUUAAUGAAGCCAUGAAAUUGUGCGGAAAAUGUGGGAAGAGAGAUAAGCCGAUAAAUGAGACGUGCGUGGCUGAAAGAAAAAUUAAUCUUGGGAGAGGAAAUGUCGUCAUUCAGAAUUAUAGUUUACACUAACAAAAAUACUAUAAGUAUUGUUAUUUAUUAAUUUGACCUGUGACCAGACUAAUAUGUGAUAUAUUUUAUAAAGUAGUGUUUAAUAAAUAAAUAGAUUUUGUUAUA